This is a messenger RNA of Engraulis encrasicolus (European anchovy), 4218 nucleotides long. RefSeq names its product glucuronic acid epimerase a (gene glcea). Gene Ontology annotation, molecular function: heparosan-N-sulfate-glucuronate 5-epimerase activity. Lineage: Eukaryota; Metazoa; Chordata; Actinopteri; Clupeiformes; Engraulidae. The transcript has 5 exons. The coding region runs from base 143 to 1915 and encodes 590 amino acids. Gene Ontology annotation, cellular component: Golgi apparatus. Gene Ontology annotation, biological process: heparan sulfate proteoglycan biosynthetic process. The record is from RefSeq and is a predicted model, not a curated record.
UACCUUGCCAUGAAUAAAGGCCUUACAUUAGCGCUGCUCACCGACAGUUGAUCGGAGUGACAGUUCCACUGAAUCUGCUGGUAUACUGCAUGUCACUGGUGCGAACAGUCAGUCACAACAUCUGCAUGGGUAGGACGUGAGGAUGCGUUGCCUGGUGGCACGGGUGAACUACAAGACCCUGAUCGUGAUCUGCGCCGUGUUCACCCUCAUCACCAUCCUCCUGUGGAACCGCUGCUCCAGCGAGCUGCCCCCGAGCGCCCCCCAACCCGUGCGCCCCGCCUCUGCCUCCUCCACCCCCGAGCCCGAGGUGGAGGCGGACGGUGGGGGGGUGGACCAACCAGAAGCCCCCCCUGUGGCCCGGGAGGUGCCCUAUGAGGAGAUUGAGUGUCUCAUCAAUGAGGACAGCUCCAUCAAGGGCCGGAGAGAAGGGACCGAGGUCUUCCUGCCUUUCAGCUGGGUGGAGAAGUACUUUGGCGUGUACGGCCGGCUGGUGCAGUAUGAGGGUGCGGAUCGCUUCGAGUUCUCCCACAGCUACUCACGGGUGUACGCCCAGCGAGAGCCCUACCACCCCCACGGAGUUUUCAUGUCCUUCGAGGGCUACAACGUGGAGCUGCGCGAGAGGGUCAAGUGCAUCAGCGGAGUAGAGGGUGUACCCGUGUCUACCCAGUGGGGUCCGCAGGGCUACUUCUACCCCAUCCAGAUCGCCCAGUACGGCCUGAGCCACUACAGCAAGAACCUGACAGAGAAGCCGCCCAGUAUCGAGCUCUACGACCGGGCCGAGGGAACAGCGGGAGGACCCGGCCCCUGGACGGUUCCAAAGGGAUGCUCCCUCACUAGAGCAAGUGACGGCAUGGUGUCUAUGUCCUCCGUACGACAGUUCACUGCUCCAGAGACUGGCCCUGGCAUCACUCUGGCUCUAGGAAACUCCAAAGACUUCGUCCUGUCCUUUGACGUGAAGUUCCUGACCAACGGGAGUGUGUCUGUGGUGCUGGAGACUUCGGAGAAGGGUCCUCCGUUUGUCAUCCGCUAUGUCACCAGUCCCCUGCUGCUGGCCUUCAAGGACCGCGAAGUCACCUACGGCAUCGGAUCGCGGGCCACCUGGAGCACGGUGACACGCGACCUUCUCACAGACCUGCGCAAGGGCGUGGGCCUUAGCACCAGCAAAGUCGUUCGGCCGGUAAAAAUGACCUUGAAGAAGGUGGUGGAGCUUCAGCUGCGGGGCUCCGGCUUCAUCUCCAACGUCUCCAUCGCCUCCACCGCCCACCGCGCCGCCUUCCUCUCCGCCAGCCAAUGGCUGGUGCGCAACCAGGACGAGCGCGGCGGCUGGCCAAUCCGCGUCACCCGCAAGCUCGGGGAGGGCUUCCGCGCGCUGGAGCCUGGCUGGUACUCGGCAAUGGCACAGGGUCAGGCCAUGUCCACGCUAGUGCGUGCCUACCUGCUCUCGCAUGACCCCGCCUUCCUCUCUGCGGCCCUGCGCGCCACCGGGCCCCUCAAGCGUUCCCCGGAGCAGCACGGCGUCAAAGCCGUGUUCAUGAACAAGUUCGACUGGUACGAGGAGUACCCCACCGCGCCCAGCUCCUUCGUCCUCAACGGCUUUAUCUACGCACUGAUCGGGCUGUACGAUGUGGCGGAGACGGCGGGCGACAAGCUGGGCCGCGAGGCUGGCGUGCUCUUCAGCCGGGGCAUGGAGUCCCUCAAGGCCAUGCUGCCGCUCUUCGACACGGGCUCGGGCACCGUGUACGACCUGCGGCACUUUGUGCUGGGCACGGCGCCCAACGUGGCCCGCUGGGACUACCACACCACCCACAUCAACCAGCUGCAGCUGCUGGGCUCCAUAGACAACGCGCCCAUCUUCAGGGAGUACCUGAGGCGAUGGAAGACCUACCUGAAGGGAGGACGCGCCAAGCACAACUGACAAGGGGGGCUGUUCACACACACACACACAUGUACACACACACCAAAAAUUGUGGCAAUAAUGCACAAACUAGGUUUUAAGUGAAGCAACAAGAGUGUCAUUGAAGAAUAUUGUUUUAAUCAUAAGACUGACAUGUACUACGAACAUUAUGUCCAAGAACAGGCCAUUCACACGUCAAGAAUCACGAAGAUGGCAACAAUAUGCCCAUUACAAGUGUAAAAAGCUAAUGAAGUAUGACAUCUUUUCAUGUCUAAUUAAUUAUGAUUUGGCUGGCAGUAUUUUCAUUAUUUCAGAAUUACAGGUGAUCCCAACAUUUUACAGCUUUUCAUUGUCUUUUUUUAGAUCAUAUGUGAGAGUGAAAGUGAGUGUUGCUUUUUUCUUAAAGGUACACUGUGCAGGAAAUUGUCAAAAAAGGUACUGCAACUAUUCUGCUCAUUGAAACUGGGUUGCCUAUUGCCAAAUUUGAUCUUUUCAUGAAAGUUUACUGAGUAAUAAACUAAUAUUUUCUUAUAUGGCCUCAGUACAGUCAUUUUUGCCGCUAAAAAUUGCUAUUUCUGGAAAUUCAAAAUGGCAGACCAUGGAGAAGAUCCCCCUUUUCAUGUAUGAAAAGUGCUAUUUUUCCAGUCAUAAUGAAUACUUAGAAGUUGAUGGUGGUGGUAAGUAUUCAUGAAAAAGGUAACAUUAGUGAAUGGGUAGCAUGAAUUCUGGAAAUAAACAACUAAACAUCUUACACAGUGUACCUUUAAGAUACAGCUGUUGUUGCUUGGCGUACUGUACUGUAGUGGUUGUAGUUAUAGAUGUUGGUAGGAAUGGCACUUACCAUAUGUCUGCGUAUAGGACUUUUCACAUGUCUGUGCUGCCUUCUUCUUUGUAAAACAUUGCAAGCCAGUUAAACAUACAAAGGUAAGUUCCCCUGAUGCUUUAAGUUUUCAAAAUGUACUCUUAAACUUGAGGCUUAACUCAAGGCUUUCUCAAGUUGAGUUAACGUUGAAACUGAAGGCAACAAGGCAACUUACUUUUUUACAUUUAACUGGCUGCAAUGUUUUACAGUAUGUGUUUCACUACUGGUUUCCAACCUCCGCCCUGCUGCUCAGCUGUAUUGAAACUAGGGAUGCAAAUGAUUAAUCGAUUAAUCGACUUUAAUCGAUCAAUGCUUUAAUCGAUUAAAAAACAUAAAUUGCAAUUAAUCGACAAUUCAACUGACAAGAGACCCAGGUGAAAUGGGCAUGUGAAGAGUGUUUGUGAAGAGGGGUGUGAAUAGUGGGAAUAUUUUAAAUCACAUUUGGAUUAAAGAAUUGAAGUAGAAUUAAUUUAAAUGUGGUAUUUUAUCUCAAUUUUAAAUUAAAAUUUUUAGAUUUAGUCUUUUUUUUUUCUAGCAACAUUGAGAUUUCGGGGGGAAAACGCCGCUUAUCAAUUAAUCGUAAGUCGAUCGAUAAGGCUAUCAACUAAUGAUUAAUGAAUUAAUCGAUAAUUUGCAUCCCUAAUUGAAACAGCUACUGUAUCUACACCUACAGAGUGAAGUACAUCUGUCCAAAUGCUUGGAUUCUGUUGUGUGCAGCUUUUAGAUUGUAAAAGUGAGGUCUUGUUGUGGCAGGCCAGCACAGAAAAUAUCAAAGUCCGCAUGAUUUUUUUUUACAUUAUAACUAGGGCUGUCAAAAUGAACCUGUGAUUAGACUAAUGCAAUCCAUAAUUGCGAUUCAUUUUUUAAAUCAUUUAAAGGAUGACGACACCUAGUGAGGCAAAGCUGGGGUGUCCAAAUGAACCUGUUAGAGAAAUGCAUUCAUCAUCUGCAAUAUAAUAAAUUUGGCCUGGGAAAUCCCAUGUUGCUUUCCACGAUCAUUCCAAUCAAUCGUAAACUACACCUCUCCUAUGGGACAUUACACAGGUGGUCCCCAGACUAUAUCUCACUUAUGAUAUAAGCUGGUAAUAACCAGGCAAUAAUGACUUAGUCCCUACCCAUAUUAGUAGCUCCUCGCUGAUGAGUCAUUUAUCAGCCACGAGGCUGAUUAGAUGAAGCGUUCUCUAGCUCUACAUGUCAGUUUUAGUCAGAUUGGCUUUCUUUACUACACAAUUACAUCAAUUUGUUUCUACAUAAUAGGAGCAAAGUGAAUAGAUCUGUUUUUAUACCAUUCACAAUAACAUGGUUAGAAAGGUGUCAAAGGAUGACAUCACUGCAAUGGAAUUAUUUAUAAGUUGCAAGUAAGGAAAAGAAGCACAUAGCUAAUUGAUGUGAGCAAGUGUCUGUGUCUGUCUGUCUAUCCAUCUGUGCAAGUGGCAUCAGUAGUGUCUUUGAAUUCAAAAUG